CUGCCCUUCCAGACCGUUGAGAUGCCAGUUUGUAGCGUGAUUGAAUCACAAGGUGAACAAAAAUUGGUGAAUGUGGAGACGAAGGUGGAUGCAGCAGUGGAUUUUGCCUCCUCACCGCCUAGAGAGGAGUCGGACACAAUCACCACCAUUGAUUCAAGUAACACAACGGUUAGUGAAGACCUCUUCAUACUUUUACUGGGCGUUGGUUAUGCAUUGUUCAACUUUCACGCAAUAUGCACCCACCUUCAGACGACUGCGGAGUUGUACAUGGUGAAUCAGAUGACGGCUCUUCGUGAGGGUCGAGAGAUGAAAAGGAGUACAAAAGAGAGGACGGAAGAGUUGCUUGAUCUCCUCCAACUGCUCUCCAAGUUGACAGGUGUCAGUGAUGUCACAGAUGAAGGGAAGUCUACACUCGCCUCAGACUGCUCGGUUUCUCCACGCGACUUCAUCUCCUUCAGCCUCUCGCGUAAGCUUACACGUCAACUUCAAGACGUGCUAGCAGUUGCUGCCGGUCCCGUCUUACCUGAUUGGUGCAGGAAUUUGACUCAACGUGUCACAGCUCUCUUCCCCUACAGUAUUCGUCAUCACUUCUUCAGAGCCUGUGCUUUUGGUCCUAUUGGUCGACUGUUCAGAAAUUUCAUUGAUAUACCACGCGAUGAAUCGGUAGAUCCAAGUGAACGUGUUAUGGAUGAGCAUGCUGCGUGCAAAUCGGAGUUGGAAAUUCGUUUCACAAAUGAGGAGGGAACGGGAUUGGGACCUACGUUGGAGUUCUUUAGUCUUUUGGCUUUGGAAUUUCGUCGAAAGUCCUUGGGAAUGUGGUUGCUUGACAAUUCAGAACAGGUGGAAUCAACUAUGGAGUCGAAUCCGUCCUCUGAUUACAACAAUCCCUCCUUUGGUCUCUUCCCCGCCCCCUAUCCUCGCAACACCGUGCCCCUUGAUGUCCUCCGUCACUUCUACAUUAUGGGGAUUGCAGUGGCAAAAGCUCUGCAGGAUAACCAUCUGAUGGACCUACCGCUAUCGACACCCUUCCUCAAGUUACUUGCCUGCUAUGCCAGCUCGAGACGGACGCGAGAUUCAGCCGAGGUGGGAACCCUGGAAGCCGAAUUGGAUGUUGUGGUUAAUGCCGAGGCGUCGAGAGAACGAAUUCUAAAGGCGCACUCGGUGAAGGGCGACUUCUCACUUGAACGGCGUCUGGAUGAGGCCAGUGUUGAAAUCCUUGGUUGUACUGUGCAAGAUCUCUGCUUAAACAUGGAAUUCAUUUCCCAAACAACGGUGAGGACGGCUGACUCGAAAGUGAAGUUGCUGGAUGUUUACCCUUGGGAGUCGUCCGGCAUCUCCAUCAAGGAGGAGCCUUUGGAACCGAUAUCCAAUGAGAACUUUACAUUGUACAUUCGCAGAACGUUGGAGUACUGCCUGGACAAAGGCAUUAGAGCUCAAAUGGAUGCAUUCAAGGCUGGUCUUGAGCGUGUUUUUCCGCUGGAUUGGUUGUCUACCUUCACCAGUGCCGAGGUGGGACGUCUUAUUAGUGGUGCUUCCGGAGUGGCGUGGACUCGAGAAGAGCUUUUGGCCUACACCUCACCCAUCCUAGGCUACACAAAGUCCUCUCCCGCUUUCCUCCUUCUAAUUGAUGUUUUGGUCGCCUUUGACACGGCGGAGAGACGCAAAUUCCUUCGUUUUAUCAGUGGUUCCUCCAGUCUUCCUGUGGGUGGUUUGAAGAAUCUUAAUCCACGUCUACGAAUUGUUUGCAAAGAUCCCACCGAGGGACCCUAUCCCAGUGUCAAUACUUGUGCGCAUUACUUGAAGUUGCCAGAGUACUCAAGUGCGGAGGAGUUGCGUCAUUACCUCAUGACAGCAAUGGAACAGACAGGAUUUUAUCUCAACUAA
Molecule: messenger RNA, 1884 nt
Organism: Hydatigera taeniaeformis
Lineage: Eukaryota; Metazoa; Platyhelminthes; Cestoda; Cyclophyllidea; Taeniidae
Source: the annotation of a GenBank genome assembly